AUGCCAUGGCAGAAGCAGAGCGGCAACACUAGCACUGUGGAGAGCGCUGCUGAGCAGUCUCCGUGCCUAUUCCUCGUGCUCUUUCUCUCGCUGCCUGUUUUUGACUCCUCAUUUUACCUUUCUGUCUCUCCAUGCACAUGUGCCGAACCAUUGCAGAAACUGAGUGGCAACACGAGUGCUGUGGAGAGCACGCUACUGAGCAGAACAGAGGACCAGGCCAUCUCGGGCGUGCUCAGUGGAUCUGUGAAGCUAUGGGACCUCAACGAGGGCAAAGGCGUGCUCAGCGGCUCUGUGAAGCUGUGGGACCUCAACGAGGGCAAAGGUGAGGCACGCACUGUGAAGCUCAGCGUUUCAGUGAAGGUAGCAAGAGGUGAUAGUACUGCUGAGCAGAUCGGAGGGCCAGGCGAUCUCGGGAGUGCUCAGCGGCUCUGUGAAGCUGUGGGACCUCAACGAGGGCAAAGGUCGGAGAACCAGGCCAUCUCAGGCGUGCUCAGCAGCUCUGUGAAGCUGUGGGACCUCAACGAGGGCAAAGGUGAUUCACGCACUGUGAAGCUCAGCGUUUCAGUGAAGGUAGCAAGAGGUGAUAGUACUGCUGAGCAGAUCGGAGGGCCAGGCGAUCUCGGGAGUGCUCAGCGGCUCGGUGAAGCUGUGGGACCUCAACGAGGGCAAAGAUCAGAGGACCAGGCGAUCUCGGGCGUGCUCAGCGGCUCUCUGAAGCUGUGGGAGCUCAACGAGGGCACAGUCCAGAGGGGUUCAGCCCUUGCGCUGGAUUUCCACCUUUUUGAGCCAUUCGUUGCAUCGGGCUCGCUGGACUUUACUGCCCGCGUGUGGGACCCGAGGCAGAAGGAGGCAGUGCACGUGCUGGCGAGCCCCUUACCUCCUCCCUCCCCCUACCUCCACCCAACCUCCACCAGCUGUGCUGUGCGCACCCUGAUGGGCCACAGGGGUUCCGCCCUAUCGCUGGACUUCCAUCCGUUUGAGCCUUUCUUUGCAUCGGCCAUGCGCACCCUGACGGGCCACAGGGGUUCGGCCCUCUCGCUGGACUUCCACCCCUUUGAGCCGUUCUUUGCUUCGGGCUCGCUGGACUCCACUGCCCGCGUGUGGGACCCGAGGCAGAAGGAGGCAGUGCACAUGCUGAAGAACCCCUUACCUCCUCCCUCCCCCUACCCCCACCCAACCUCCACUAGCUGUGCGCACCCUGACAGGUCACAGGGGUUCGGCCCUCUCGCUGGACUUCCACCCCUUCGAGCCGUUCUUCGCAUCUGGCUCGCUGGAUUCCACUGCCCGCGUGUGGGACCCGAGGCAGAAGGAGGCAGUGCAUACUCUGAAGACGCAGGGCAAGGGCGUGGCGUGUGUGCGGUUCAGCCCGGAUGGGCAGUGGCUGAUGACAGGCGGGCAGGACUCGGUGAUCAAGCUAUGGGACGUGCAGGCGGGCAAGGUGCUGCAUGA
This is a messenger RNA of Closterium sp. Yama58-4, 1449 nucleotides long. Lineage: Eukaryota; Viridiplantae; Streptophyta; Zygnematophyceae; Desmidiales; Closteriaceae. The record is from the annotation of a GenBank genome assembly.